Nicotiana tabacum (common tobacco) is the source of this 507-nucleotide messenger RNA. The record is from RefSeq and is a predicted model, not a curated record. Lineage: Eukaryota; Viridiplantae; Streptophyta; Magnoliopsida; Solanales; Solanaceae.
CGAUAUACUUGCAAUCAAUUUACAGCCAGCGUGUAACCCAAGUCAUACUUUCAUAGUCGCAACGUCGGUAUAAUGGAAAAUUUUCAAUUUUCAAUUUACAACAAGCUCUACUCUACUUAAUACACUGCAAGUGUAAUACCCUGCCACUUUGAAGGAACCCUACGUUUUCGUGGAAGAAAAAGACAAAGAUUAACAAGGCAAUUUUGGGUUCGGAUUUUCACGCAGCUAAAGAUGCUUCCGCUCUCUUUGCUCAAGACUGCACAGGGGCAUCCCAUGUUGGUGGAGCUAAAAAAUGGAGAGACUUAUAACGGGCAUUUGGUGAAUUGUGAUACUUGGAUGAACAUCCAUCUUCGUGAAGUUAUCUGUACAUCAAAGGAUGGAGAUAGAUUUUGGAGAAUGCCAGAAUGUUAUAUUCGUGGCAAUACCAUAAAGUAUCUUAGAGUUCCUGACGAGGUUAGUUUAUUUUUUUCAUUGUUAUGAUUAAUAAUGCCUUUGUGUAGUAUUAUU